AAAAAUUAAAAAAAGCGCCAAAACUUUAUUAUUGUAUUUUGUAUUGCAAUGGACAGCACAAUAUUUUUGUGAAUGUUUUAUUAUGAGUGAAAUAUUUGCAAUAUUAAGUUAAUUAUAAUGAAUCAACAACAAUUAGAACGUGUAUCGGAGAUUUUGCUCUCCCUAACAAAAAAAAUAGAGUGUCCUAUAUGUUUGAGCCACAUAGAAAACAGUGUUGAAUUAGAUUGUUCUCAUCGGUUUUGUGAAACAUGUUUGAGAAAAUUGAGAGCGAUACAAGAAUCUAAGCCUUCAUGUCCCAUAUGCAAAAACCAAAUAAGUAAACGGGCACCAAUUUAUAAGGAUCGAAUUUGUGAUGUACUUGGUAGAUUCACAAAUCAAGCCUGCCAGUUGAUCAAGGAAAAAUAUGCUAUUGGGGUUGAGGAAGUUUGCUCUAAAAAUACUGAUAUUGGCCGAGUUAUUGAAACAUCACCAAGAGACACGCCAGCAUCUACAAGGAAUAAUAAAAAUUCUCCUGGUGCUGCUGAACAGCCUAAAAAGAAGAAGUUGAACUUUGAAUUUCCUGAUGAAAGCAACAAAAUCACCAGCUGGUUAGACUAUAACCAGAAAAAAUGGGAAAGUGUAACACAACAGUAUAAUACAAUGGCAGUUCCUGACCCAGAAGUUGACAGUUUUGAUAUGCUUUCUGUAUCACAAUUACCACCACGAAUAAAUAAAAAAAUCAAGCAACGAAUAUUGCAUUCGCUAACAGCAGAAGAUCAUAAAGUGUCAAAAGCUUCUUCAAAAAGAUAUAAAAGUUUAAAUGAUGGCCUUGAUGAAGAUGGCAAUUACAAUAUUGGGGAUGUUGCUUCGGAAACAAUUGUUAAACAGGUUGAACUAAAAGUAAUCCAGAACAUGCUAGAAGAUGAAUGUCUGGCAAACAUGGAGCAACUAGCACAAAAUAGAACUGAAUCCACACCUGAAAAAAAUCCCAAAUUGCAUGAAACAAAUAAUAAGAAACUAACUAUUAGCUCCAUGACUUCUGAUGAUGGAUGGAAUAGAAUAAGAGAUGUAAAGAAAACUCUUGAAAAACGAGAACCGCAAAAACUGAAAAUUGUUUUAGAAGACCAAGAUAAUGGCAAUAAGAAAAAGUCUCCUACAAAGAAUAGUAAUAAGAACAAAUCUCCUAUUGGACAAGGUUCAAACAAGAAAAGUAAUGCUGUACCUUCAAGAAUGAUAAGUAUUCCACCUGAAAUCAAGAUUCAAGAAAAAGAAGCCACUGCCCCAAAAGACACUAGACCAGAAAACCAAGCUAACAGGUUGGGUGAAUUAGGAAGUUACAUUGACGAACACAUUCACAAUGAUGAAAUAACUCCAAACAAAAGUACACGACAUAAUAUUGACAAAGAAAAUGAGGAUGAAGAUUUAUUUUUCUUACCAACACAACUAACACCACAAAAUGUUGCCAGACAAUACAAUCUACAUUUUGUGCCACCUGCUGCCAAAAGCUUAACCGACAAUAACAAUAUAGCUCUUAUCUUACGUGAAGAAUUGAAAUCUUGUAUUGCAAAUGCUGUGAAAUUCAAUGAUGCUAUUGGUCCGAAAUUGGUUGAUUGUUUUACCAAUCUUUUGAGUUAUGCUAAAAAAUUACAGCCCAAGAAAGUGUUAAAUAAAAGUGCUCAAACUAUGACUGAGAAUAAUUUCAGUGUUGGAGUUCAAACUGAUGCAUUGAAUUUUGGGGAAAAGGGAACACAAACUUCUAUACAUGGUUUAUUGGACAGUGUUCAAAAAACACAUGUAAAUGGGUCCCCUUUAUUUGAUAAAAUCAAUACAAAUGGCAAUCGCUCCUCCAAAACAUCCAAGCGCAAACUCAACUUGGACGAAAAAGAAGAUUCCAGCGAAAUAGUUGGUGCAACAUUAUCUAAACCUUCAAAACGCAUCAAUAAAUUGCAAGUUGGUGACGGUAAUAGUGAGAAAACAUUUCCAUGGGACAACAUGAAGGAAAAUCAAGAGAAUAAUAUUUCUUUGAGUUCAGCUUUAGAAUGUAGUUUGCAUUCAGUUCGAAAUUUUCAAAAAUCAACCAGAGAGUCACAAAAGUCGUUUAAAAGAAUUCGGACGCCCCCGCCUGAUAGUGAUUCAGAUGAAGAAAAUCCUAGCAAAAGAAAAUUCUUGAAAGACUAUUUAACAGUGGAAUUUGUUGAGAGUGAUAAGUUAGAUGGUGAUGAUGAUGAUAAUGAGGAAUUGAUUCCUGAAAAGUGUGAUCCAAUAAUAAUUGAUUGGAUCGCAAAGAAUGCUCACAACUCACAAACUAUACCAGCCAUUGAAAUAGUUCCUAAUAAAAAACCAACUGCUAAAUCACAGAAAUCUGAAUACGUUUUUACUGCAAAUGACGUAUUCGAAGAAAACUUGAACAAAUUUGACAAGGAGAUAUCCAUGAUGGACAAAACUUCUGAAAAAUCCGUGAAGAGACAAAAACAAAAAAGUCCAGAACAUGUUUUUACUGGAGAUGACGAUUUUGAGGAAAAUCUAGAACAACUGGAUAACGAAUUAUUUAAAAAUGAACAAACUAGUAAAACUUACAAUACAGAACUAGAUCUUGUGGAUAAUACGCCAAUAGUUAAUUUGAAGCUUCGAUCAAAUGAGAAAAACCCGCCAACACAAAUUUUAAGUAAAGGUGCCGCUCUAAAAACCCCUACCGGCCUCAUCAAUACAGAAGAUGUUGAUCUGUUUGAUAAAGCCCCCUCAACGUUGAAUAGAAACUUGCCUUCAGAAACUGAAAAAUGUUCUGAUGAUGUGGCAAUACUUUUAGAGGACUUACACGAGGAUGAUUUCUUAACAGAUAACAUGGAUCAUACAGAAAAUGUUGAAGCUGAAGGGAAAAACGAUAAGUGCACUUUUGAUGACGAUAUGGAAGACGAAUUGCAAAACAUUCCGUUGACAAAUUUUCAAAAAGAUGCUAAAGAUGAAGAAAAACGAUUAACUAUUUUGCAAAAUAUUAGAUUAAGGAGUCCAGAUAAGACAGUGGGAGACGAUAUAUAUAUAGAUAGUGCUGAUGAUGAGGAAAUUCUAGACGCUACUCCCAAGAAGAAGAAUUCUUCAAAUUGUCGUUCUACAGAAGAUCUUUUAGAAGUCCUCGAUAUUAACGAGGAAGCAAUGAUAGAUAUGUUGAUAGCACCUCCAGAAGGUUUUGAAGAUAAAGCUCCCAUAGUUGAGACUCCAGCAAUACUGAAUAGCCCAAUCAGUCAAAAGGAUAAUCGCUCUUUCUCUAGAAGACAAAACAGACUACCUUCUGUACAAGGGUUAACGGAAUUUAUUGUUACUCCAGAUGAGCAAGCUCAUCAAGAAAGUCAGCAACCCAAAACCCAAGAAAGUUUGACCUUUGUAGGACCGAUGCGAAGUCCAAAGGGUGCGACUCAACAAGGGUCAAUGUUGCCACCAUCCAGACGUAGCUUGAAAGAAACAAGAAUUGGCGAAUCUGGAGCUGCUAAGUGUGAAACUCAGCCUAAGUAUACGCCGUUGGUUUCAACACCAAGGUCAGCCAUUAAAAAACCAGUCAUAAUGACUUCAACGCCGAAUCAAAAGAGCAUCCUAAAUUUCACAUCACCCUCUCAAUCGUUAUUGCAAAAAAGAAAGCCCUGUAUAAUGUGGUCCAGAAUCCCAUCCAAAGAUGCCGGAGUUUUUGCUCAAUUAGAAAACAAAAAACUUGUAACUACAUCAAAGGUGUUUACUCCUUCGGUGACUCAUUUGGUAGUUAAAGAUGGUAGAAUUUCAUCACAUACUGCGAAAACUUUACACGCUAUGGCUGCAGGUAUUUGGGUGGUAAGAUACGAAUGGGCUGAAGAUUGUUUGAAGAUGCAAAAAAUUGUUGCAGAGGACUCAUAUGAAGCUCUGGAUAGUAGUGGUGAACCUGGUCCUAGACGUGCCCGAUUGGCUCGAGGAAAAAAAAGUUUGUUCAAAGGAUUUAAAUUUUACUUGGCGAUGCCCCUAGUUACUUUGAAUAAAAAACAACUUGAGGCUAUCAUUGAAUUAACUGGUGGAGAAGUAGCGCAAGAUUUGGGCUCCAUGCUGGAUAAUGAAGAACAACUUCGCAUUAUUUUGAUUGAAUCUUCAGUCAUGAAAGAAACACAGACUGAACAGUUUGACACCUGGGGCGAAAUUUACAAAGCGGCCACUGUGGACUUGCAAUGGUUCUCAGAUUGCAUUAGUCAAUUUAAAUUGAUAAGUUUCAGGCCGUAUUUGGUUCUAGAUGAUGAAGAUGUUAUCCUAAAUUUGAAUAAUUAUUUUCCUCCUUCUUUACUGGCAACUGUGCCAUAUACUUUAUCAGAUUCAAUAUGAGUUUUUUUAGUCUUGUUUUGUGUUUUUUUUUUGACAGGUGCAAGCUAUGCCAAGAAAAACAGUUCAUAGUAUUUUUGAUGUUAGUAUGUUUUUUAUUGUGCAAUUUGAUCUAUCACAAUUUUAUAACAUUGUUAUGCCAUAAUCCCUAUAAAAAAUAUUUUAGUUUUGUUUUUUUGUUGUUACAACAACAAUAUGGAGUAUAUUGUUGAGGAUUUUGUUUAUUUUUCUAUCAAAUUUGUAUUAUUAUUUUUGGUAAAAUAAAGUAAAUAAAUAAAAUUAAAUUUGUUUUAAGGCAUAAGUAGAUAAGGCAAUUACAAAAUGCAGGUUCGAGUCUGACAUUGUGCAAUAACAAAAAAAAAAAGUAAAUCCACACUCAUAAUAAUUUAUAAGUUGAACAUUUAGAGUAAACUUGAAUCUACGCAACAAGAAUACAUUGAAAUAUGUGAAAUACACAUAUCAAGUAGUAAUAGUAUUAAUCCAAAAAUUAAACUGUGUACAAGAAUUAAGGAUUGAAUGAUGCUGUGCUAUUAUCUUUACGUAGACCAUGAAACAAAUGUAUCAAUGUCUUCCUGUAACGAUUACCAAUUUAUUAUUAAU
Molecule: messenger RNA, 4908 nt
Organism: Ceutorhynchus assimilis (cabbage seed weevil)
Lineage: Eukaryota; Metazoa; Arthropoda; Insecta; Coleoptera; Curculionidae
Source: the annotation of a GenBank genome assembly